CAAGUUCGCUCGCUGUAAACGGUCAGGGGGCGUAACAAAGCCGAACAAGACUGCUCUUCCUUCGCCAAAGAACAACUCCUACUAUCUUAUCCUUAUUCUCAGCAACAAAAGAUGGAUCGGUACCAGAAGGUGGAAAAGCCAAGAGUAGAAACACCCAUUGAUGCAAAUGAGAUUCGUAUCACCAGCCAAGGCCGCAUGAGAAGCUAUAUUACCUACGCUAUGACCUUGCUUCAGGAAAACACAUCAGAUGAGAUUGUGUUCAAGGCCAUGGGCAGGGCAAUCAACAAGACUGUGACAAUUGUGGAAUUGAUUAAGAGGAGAAUUGUUGGUCUUCACCAAAUUACUUCAAUUACAUCCACAGACAUUACUGAUACAUGGGAACCCCUUGAGGAAGGCCUCCUGCCUCUUGAAACAACCAGGCAUGUCUCAAUGAUUACAAUUACUCUUUCUAAAAAGGAGCUGGAUAAGAAUAACAUUGGGUACCAACCUCCAAUUCCAGCUGACCAGGUGAAGGUGUCCACAGAGAUUGACUAUGAAGGAGAUGGGUCACCCAAUGGUCGAGGAAGAGGUCGUGGUGGUAGAGGAAGGGGAAGGUCUAGAGGUUAUUCAGGGAAUGGCCUUAUGCCUGCUGAGUAUGAUGAUGGAGGGUAUGAUCGGAAUCGGGGCUAUGGCAGGGGCAGGGGUCGAGGCAGGGGUCGGAACUUCCGUGGGCGUGGAAGGGGAGGGUACGCUGGUGCUCUGGACACUCAGCAAGAUGCUGGUGGCUACAUCCAAGAAGCACCUGUUCAGGGCCGAGGCCGUGGACGCGGCAGGGGACCUCGAGGCAGGGGACGUGGAUUCAGACCUAAUGGGCCACCAAUCCAUGUUGCUGCGUAGAUGGUCAAACUUGGAAGCAACACAGAGAUUAUGUUCUAUGAGUGCCUGCUCCGUUUUCAACGUUUUUCUUUCAUUUGUUCGUAUUAACUUUAGGUUAUUUUGAUAAUGUAAUCAGUGUAGACUAGUAUUAGAACUUAUUACCACCCACCUUGUGGUGAGCAUUUUUGUUUUCCUUCAGAUCCUUCUUUUUCUUUCAAGUAGGCUAGGUGCUUUGAUCAAGUGUAAUUUCAAUAGCGAGCAGCACAUUCUUUUAUGUGUUUGUCCAGGUAUUCAGUGUUGACUUCAUUCCCAAGUACUGCCAAUAAUACCCUGUUUACUGUAUCUGCUUCUAUACAGCCAUCAGCUUUUAUUA
Molecule: messenger RNA, 1228 nt
Organism: Nicotiana attenuata
Lineage: Eukaryota; Viridiplantae; Streptophyta; Magnoliopsida; Solanales; Solanaceae
Product: ribonuclease P protein subunit p25-like protein
Exons: 9
Coding region: 112-876 (254 amino acids)
Molecular function (GO): RNA binding
Source: RefSeq, a predicted model, not a curated record